CUUUGCUCAAGCUCUCAAGUUACUGCCAAGGACUUUUCCUGUGGAGCAGAGAGACUGAGUGUGUGCCAGCAUGGCAGAAAAAGUGAACAACUUCCCUCCCCUGCCCAAGUUCAUCCCCCUGAAGCCAUGUUUCUACCAGGACUUCGAUGCUGAGAUCCCACCGCAGCACCGGAGCAUGGCCAAGCGGCUUUACUACCUCUGGAUGUUGAACAGCAUCACCUUGGCGGUGAACCUGGUGGGCUGCCUCGCGUGGCUCAUCGGAGGCGGCGGAGCUGUAAAUUUUGGACUGGCAAUUCUCUGGCUCAUUCUCUUUACGCCCUGCUCCUAUGUCUGCUGGUUUAGACCUAUUUACAAAGCUUUCAAGACAGACAGCUCCUUCAGCUUCAUGGCCUUCUUCUUCACCUUCAUGGCCCAGCUGGUGAUCAGCAUUAUCCAAGCAGUGGGAAUCCCUGGAUGGGGGGUCUGCGGCUGGAUUGCAGCCAUCUCCUUCUUCGGGACCAAUGUGGGCUCAGCUGUGGUGAUGCUGAUCCCCACGGUGCUCUUCACGGUGAUGGCCGUCUUCUCCUUCAUCGCCCUCACCAUGGUGCACAAGUUCUACCGGGGGAGCGGCGGGAGCUUCAGCAAGGCACAGGAGGAGUGGACCACAGGGGCGUGGAAGAACCCCCAUGUGCAGCAGGCGGCGCAGAACGCGGCCAUGGGGGCAGCGCAGGGCGCCAUGAUGCAGCACGAGACGCAGUACUCGGCCACCCCCAACUACACCUACUCCAACGAGAUGUGAGCAGCAGGACUCUGUCCUCAGGAGGAGGAAGAGGAGGAGGAGGAAGGCUGAGCUGAGUUUCUGCAGCUGUUCCGGAAAGUCAGAGUGUACCAUAAUGGUGGUUCUUUUCCCGUUCUUUGUAAUCCUUUGGGAUUUUUCUUUCUUUUCUCUUUUGUUUCUUUGUUUUUUCCUUCUUUCUUUUUUCUUUCUGAAGAGGCCACAAGCUGACCUGCAGGGCUCUUGUUGUGUGUGGUAGUCAGUGUCUGUUCCUGUGUCUUCUUUUUCCCUGUGGAUUAGUGUAUGGUGGUGGUUUUUUAAUUACUGUGGUGAUAGGUGUAUGUUAGAACCUCAUCAGCCAAAAGCUCCCACACACCCCCAAAAAGGGAAAAAUAGCAACCAGCACCCAUCUUCCCUCGUGGAAUAAGCCCUGACUCACAGGUUUCUGAUGUGUGUCUGUUUUCUUUUUGAGUUGGUAGUGUCCAGCCACUUGCCACUGUCUCAGCAAGGGCAAGCAAUCCUGGGAAUUCUCCUUUUCCUUUUGCUUUUUAACUGGCAGGUGGCUGGCUGAUUUAGCAUUUACAGAAACAA
Acanthisitta chloris (rifleman) is the source of this 1345-nucleotide messenger RNA. RefSeq names its product secretory carrier membrane protein 5 (gene SCAMP5). Gene Ontology annotation, biological process: protein transport. Lineage: Eukaryota; Metazoa; Chordata; Aves; Passeriformes; Acanthisittidae. The transcript has 6 exons. The record is from RefSeq and is a predicted model, not a curated record. Gene Ontology annotation, cellular component: trans-Golgi network membrane; recycling endosome membrane. The coding region runs from base 71 to 778 and encodes 235 amino acids.